AUGACGACCAUUCACCACGAGCAGAUGCUGCAGGAGCACGUGUCCAUGGAGUUCUCCAGCUCCACCACCCACGUGCAGACCUUCUCCCAGACAACCAGGAUCGUGGGAGAGGAAGUCGUGACAAGGAAGUCCUCGAGCACUGCAGAGUUCUUCAGCUUGGUGACUCGGAGUACUGACAUCCCUGCAGGCGAGAGCGUCCCCGAGUUCGUGGAGAAGCCUCACCCGGUCACCGCGCCCGAGGGGGAUAAAGCUGUGUUCCGAGCCCGGGUGCAGGGGAACCCCAAACCCAACAUCUCCUGGAAGAGGGAGAGCGGCAUCCCCAUCAAGGAGUCGGCCAAGAUGUUCUACGACAGCAUCAACAAGGAGCACGUGCUGAAGCUGGAGCCACUGACCUCCGAUGACUCUGACAACUACAAGUGCAUUGCAAGCAAUGACCAUGCAGAUGCCAUCUACACUGUGUCCUUGCUGGUGACAGAAGGUCAUGAAAAAAUGGAUUUCAAAAAGAUGUUGAAGAAGAGGGGACUCCCUGCUCCCAAGAAGAAGCAGAAGAAAGGGAUUGGUGAGAAAGAGAUGCUGGAGAUUUUGUCCAAGGUACCCAAGAAGGACUUUGAGAAGGUCUGCAUGGAGUAUGGUUUCACUGAUUUCCGGGGGCUGCUCAAGAAGCUCAAAGAGAUGAAGAAAGUGGAGGUGGAGACCAUCCGGAUUCUGAAGCCCCUGGAAGACAUAGAGACCAAGAUUGACACCACUGUGAUCUUUGACUGCAUCAUGGAGCUGAAGGACCCCAAUGUCAAGAUGAUAUGGAUGAAGGAUAAUGAGCCACUGAGGAUCCAGUACUCCCUAGGCAAGUAUGAUGUGAAGCAGAUAGGCACCAAGUACAUGCUGGUUAUUACCAAUGUGAACAUGAGCGACGCAGGAACCUACAGCCUGUCCGUGGGUGACAAGAAGAUGAGAGCAGAGCUCACAGUGCUGGAUGAGCCGCUGAAGUUCUUGGGAGAGAUGACACCAAUGAAGGUGACAGAGCGCCAGACAGCUGUUUUUGAGAUCCGCCUCUCCAAGAAAGUGCCCAACUUUGUGUGGAAGUUCAAUGGGAAGGAGCUGAAGAGGGAUGAAAAGUAUGAAAUCACAGUGUCUGAGGAUGGUCUGACCCACACACUUAAGAUUAAGGAUGCCAGACUCAGCGAUGCCGGCGAGUUCUCUGCUGAGGCGGGGGACCUGGUACAGAAAGCCCAGCUCACUAUUGACCGCAUCCCCAUCAAGUUUGUGAGAACCCUAAAGAACGUACGUGUGAAAGAGAGGAGCCGUGCAUGCCUUGAGUGUGAGCUGACCUCCAAGGACGUGACGCUGUACUGGAAGAAGGAUGGGCGGCUGCUGGAGCGCAGCACCAAGUACAGCAUGAGCCAUGAGGGCAAGCGAGCAGAGCUGGUCAUUGAGGACGCACAGCUCAGUGACAGUGGCGAGUACACCGUGGUGGCCAUGCAGGACGGAGACCCCACUGAAUACUACAGUACUGCUGUGGUCACCGUGGAGGAGCGUCUGGCCACGGUGAAGAGCGGGAUGUCCGACGUGCAUGCGGCCACCGGGAGCCCAGCUGAACUGUGCGUGGUGCUGAACGAUGAGAAGGUGGAGGGCGUGUGGUUCAAGGAUGGCAAGGAGAUCACGGACUUGCCCGGCGUGCAGAUCGUGAAGCAGGGUGCAGUGCACAAGCUCAUCUUCCCCAAUAUGGGCCCGGAGCACGAGGGCAAGUACACCUUCCGGGCCAAGGGCGCCGAGAGCGAGGCCUCCGUAUUCAUUGCAGAUCCACCUACCAUCGACCCGUCGGUGCUGGAGGCGCUGGCCGCGCACCCCGUGACUGUGAAGGUGGGCCACACGGCAAACAUCAAGGUGCCCUUCCGGGCGAAGCCGCUGCCCAAAGUGACGUGGUACAAGGACGGCAUGGAGGUGACAGAAGAGGAACGUGUGUCCAUGGAGCGCGGGGAAGACCAGGCGCUGCUCACCAUCUCCAACUGCGUGCGUGAGGACAGUGGCCUCGUUCUGCUCAAGCUCAAGAAUGACUACGGCACAGCCACAGCCACUCUGCACCUCAGCGUGCUGGACCGUCCGAAACCUCCCCAGGGCCGGGUGGAAUUUCUGGAACUCUCGGGUAAUUGUGUGCACAUGAAGUGGAAGGCCCCCAAAGACAACGGUGGGCGGCCUGUGACCCAGUUCAUAGUGGAACGGAGGAUGGUCGGCAAGAAGUCUUGGAUUAAGAUAGGCGAGGUGGACAGCAAACUCACGAAAUUUGCCACCAACAAGGUAGAAGAGGGAAAAGCCUACCAGUUUCGUAUCCUGGCGGUUAAUUCAGAAGGAGUGAGCGACCCUCUGGAAACAGAUGAAGUGUUUGCAGGAAAUCCCAUUGAGCCCCCUGGUCUUGCCUCCCAGCCUCAAGUGACUGAUGUGACCAAAGACAGCAUGACCAUCACAUGGAAUGCCCCUACCCAGGAUGGGGGAGCCCCAGUGCUCGGCUACAUUGUGGAGCGGAGGAAGAAAGGCAGUAGCCUCUGGGUGCCGGUCAACAAGGAGCCCAUCCAAGAUACCAAGUGCACUGUGGAUGGUCUCCUGGAAGACACAGAAUAUGAAUUCCGAGUUAUAGCUGUGAAUAAGGCAGGCCCUGGACAGCCCAGUAUGGCAUCCAACUCAGUGGUAGCCAAGGACCCUGUCAAGCCCCCAGGCCUGGUGCAGGGUCUGCACGUGUCUGAUUCCUCCAACUCCAGUAUCUCCCUGGCCUGGCGGGAGCCUGCAGAGGGAGACCCACCUUCUGGCUACAUCCUUGAGAUGCGGGCUGAAGACACUAAGGAGUGGUCCAAGUGCACAAAGAUCCCCAUCUCAGGCACCUGCUACACAGUGGGAGGCCUCACCGAGAGGCAGAAAUACUUCUUCCGAAUCCGGGCUGUGAAUGAGGCUGGGGUUGGGGAGCCUGUGGAACUGGAUGAGGGGGUUCGUGCCAUGCCACCACCAGCUGCCCCCAAGUUUGACCUCAGUGCCCGACUGAAGAGUCACAUGGUAGUUCGUGCUGGGACAGCCCUCUGCAUCCAUGCUGCCUUCUCUGGCUCACCACCACCUAACGUGAUCUGGCAGAAAGACGGCAUCCCCACCAAGGGCAGGGAAACCAUCACCAAGGGCAAAAACCAUUCUCAGUUCCUCAUCAACAGCACCAAGCGCUCUGAUUCAGGGGUGUACCGCAUCUUGCUCCAGAAUGAGUUUGGAGAGGCAUCCUAUGACAUCCACGUGCGUGUGGCAGAUUUUCCGCGGCCGCCCACCAACCUACAGCUGUUUGAGGAGGUCCCCAACACGGUGACUCUGACCUGGAACCACAGCCCUGACGUGCAGGAGGAUAGUGAGGCCCACUACGUCAUCAUGAAGCGGGAUGCCAGCAGCCCCACCUGGUUCACAGCAGCGGAGCGCGUCUUCAGCAACAAGUACACGGUGACCGGGUUACUCCCUGGCAGGAAGUACUACUUCCGAGUAGUGGCCCGGAACGAAAUCGGUGACAGUGACCCACUCGACUCCAAGGAUACCUGGCUCAUCGUCAAGGACAAGAUCGAGGACCUGAGCGCCAAGCUGAAGCCGUAUGAGCAGAAGGACUGGCGCCACGCACCGCGCUUCCUGAUCCCGCUCAAGCCGCACACGGUGCUGCGCGGCCAGGACUGCACCAUGACGUGCGCCUUCCUUGGGAACCCGCGGCCCACGGUGACCCUCUACAAGGGCGACGUCAACAUCACGGCCAACUCCAAGUUCUGGUACAACUCCACCAGCGGGGUGUGCACGAUCGUCAUCCCCACCUGCACGCUCAAGGACAGCGGGGAGUACAGCGUGCUGGUGCAGAACGAGCUGGGCAAGGACCGCAGCAGCUGCGCGCUCACGGUCUACGACAAGGAUGACAAGUCAAUUCUAGCGUCAGUCACCGAGAGUCUGCAGAAGAAGUCCAAGCACCUUAUGUGAUCUCCGGCCCAGCCCAGGCAUCACGAGGAUGUUGUUAUAGGUGGUUUCUGGGCCUAUCCUGUGUGUGUCCCCAGUGACGGUGGCCCAGUUCGCUCCCUGGUGCUUGUCAGUGAAGUCAUGGGACAAUAAACUAAGCUCACCCCUGCCUGUUCCUGAGGUUGGCAUGGAGUAGGGACCAAGGAUAUGGGCUUGGGAGUGGAUGGGGAUACAGAGGACACACACCCCCAGAGCUUAGUCCAAACCCACCCGCAUUGGGGGUGACCAGCCGCUUUUUGACUGGGCCUUGGCUUGCCUUCCCCUCCUCUGCAGCGACA
Messenger RNA from Felis catus (domestic cat), 4292 nucleotides. It is a transcript of the gene IGSF22, whose product is annotated as immunoglobulin superfamily member 22. Bases 1 to 3978 code for a protein of 1325 amino acids. NCBI's taxonomy places the organism in Eukaryota, Metazoa, Chordata, Mammalia, Carnivora, Felidae. The transcript has 22 exons. The record is from RefSeq and is a predicted model, not a curated record. Gene Ontology annotation, molecular function: protein binding.